Molecule: messenger RNA, 909 nt
Organism: Eruca vesicaria subsp. sativa (arugula)
Lineage: Eukaryota; Viridiplantae; Streptophyta; Magnoliopsida; Brassicales; Brassicaceae
Source: the annotation of a GenBank genome assembly
UUCCUUUAAUUUUCUCUUCAACCGCUUCACGCAUCUGUUCUGUUUUUGUGAUUCUGUCUGGUCAUGGCGGAGACUUCUGCGCUUCUCUUCUCUCACCUCACGAUCUCUCGCGUAUGGGACACCACCGCUCCUUCUUCUCGAUUUUCUCUUUUUCCUCGUGCUCCACCGUCUCGUUCGGCUAGAUUUGUAGCUAAGGCGUCGCAUUACGGUAGCAGCUUCUCCGAUGAUGAUGCUUUCUUCCCAUGGUCCGAUGGAAACAACGCCAUUGAAUGGGUUCCUGAAGAAAGAAUCACACUUUUCACCUCUGAUGGGCUAGUUCAGAUUGGUGGCAACAUGGUUCCUCGUCGCAUCAAAUCAUCUAACAAGAAAAAUGGCAAGUCCAAGAAACUCCCAAAGUUUCAGGAAAGUGCCUACAUGGAUCCUGCCCAAGGUCUAUGCCUUGGAGCUCUUUUCGACAUCGCAGCUACAAACGGACUUGAUAUGGGAAGAAGACUCUGUAUAUUUGGAUUCUGUCGUUCCGUGGAGAUGCUUAGUGAUGUUGUUGAAGACACUGUCUUAGAAUAUGGUGGAGAGGUUGUUGCUGCAGAGAAAGAGAGCAAAGGGGGUUUACAGGAGAAGUUAACAAUGUCAGUGGCGGUUCCAUACCUCUGGGGAGUUCCUCCCACUGCAGAAAGGCUUCACCGUGCGGUUCAAACAGGUGGAGGCAUCGUUGACAAAGUUUAUUGGCAAUGGGAUUUCUUGUGAAUAAGACACUUCUACAGUAAUGGUGCUCUAACUACACAAGUCUCAAGUGUUUUAUAAAUCAUUCAUUGUACAGAACCCUUUAUACACUUGGUAUAUAUUCCCUAAUUGUAUCCAGCAACAUAUUCGGUUUGGAUCUUUAUCUUCAUCAAUUGAAUAAAUGGUAGC